AUGUUGGGGUGGCUUUCCCCUGCCAUUCGGCGGCCAGAGAGUUUGCGGAACCCUCCCGAGAAAGUGUAUCCUGCCUCUGCGGAAAGAGUGCCACACGGAGAAGAGCAGCACGCGGAGCAGCAGGAAAAGCAUUUUUUGGAUGAUCCUCUGAACCCCCAAGUGGUAGCGGCGCGCACGGCUGCCCGAGUGCCUUUCUUUGAGGUAAAGGAGCUCGCUGAGCUUGAAAAAAAGGAGCUGAAAGCCAUCAAGGAGAUCAUUGGAAAAGAAGUUCGAGACCUCUGCAGGGAGAGUCUGGAUGACUACGUGGAGUGUAUGUCCAGUCGGACUCUAACAUUUCUACGCUGUCGGGGGCUAGCACGGGAGGCUCGCGGUUGUGUCGCCAAGUUUGAAACGCAAGAG
Molecule: messenger RNA, 399 nt
Organism: Cyclospora cayetanensis
Lineage: Eukaryota; Apicomplexa; Conoidasida; Eucoccidiorida; Eimeriidae
Exons: 2
Source: RefSeq, a predicted model, not a curated record